Messenger RNA from Aegilops tauschii subsp. strangulata, 4195 nucleotides. RefSeq names its product FT-interacting protein 7. The record is from RefSeq and is a predicted model, not a curated record. Lineage: Eukaryota; Viridiplantae; Streptophyta; Magnoliopsida; Poales; Poaceae. Gene Ontology annotation, biological process: protein phosphorylation. Gene Ontology annotation, molecular function: protein kinase activity; ATP binding.
UCAUAGGCUCAGUAAGUAGGUGACGACACUGCUGGCCGUGGCUCCACACACACACAUGACAUGUCCAUCUAGAGGCAGCUAGCUCAAUUAUUGUAUCCCUUCUCUGGAAGUGCCAGCUGACCUGCUAUCACGUUCACAUCCCCUCCUUAUCCUUCGCUAGGCAGGUGAAUCGAUCUGAAGCUCCAUCGCCUUCACUAGGCAGCAAGCAGCAAACUGCAAGUCCAGCCCAGAUCAAGUUUCCACCAAUUUGUGGCUAGAGACUGCGGUGUCAAGCCGCACGGCUCGGAGAGAGUUGGAGUAGGAGCAGUACUGCACAACAAGGAGGGUCAAAAUCAAAAUUGAUGCUUUCCAGUGUUUGCGUAAUACUAUAGUAGGCAGGUCAAGCUGAAGCUCCAUCGCCUUGGCUGGGCAUCAAGCGGCAAGAGGCUUGUCCAGGUAAUGACAUAUAUACUGACUACAAAUGGAACACAAAGCUACCACCGCGCGAAGUUAUCUAGAGCAGAUAUUAGUCGAUGAAACCGCAGAACCCACGGCCCUGCCAUUAUCACUUUUGAAGGACAUCACAGGUGAUUUCUCUGACGAUCAGGAGAUUGGACGUGGUGGAUUUGCAGUGGUUUAUAAGGGAAUAUUUGGCGAUAAGGUGAUCGCCGUGAAGAAGCUGUCCCACGCUUAUAUGCAUGAAACGGAAUUUGACCGAGAGAUUGAAUGCCUAAUGCGGGCAAAGCACAAAAAUGUAGUGAGAUUUUUGGGAUAUUGUGAUGACACACAAAGAAGUAGGGAAAUAUUCGAUGGAAAACAUGUCAUGGCAGAGAUCCACCAAAGAUUGCUUUGCUUCGAAUAUGUACGUAAAGAGAGUCUUGAUAAGUAUAUCAACGGUAGGACCACAUGGCCUCUAACUUUUCCCUUUAUUUUCUUUCUUCAUAUUGCGAAUUACGUAAUCUAUCAUAUAGCAUCUAGUAUUCAAAAGUUAAGACAUCAAGUAUCUCAAAUCAUAAACCCGGUUUCUCCUCUCCUUAUAGGUGCAUAUCGUGAGUGGGGAACGUGCUAUAAAAUAAUCAAAGGGAUCUGUGAGGGUCUGCAGUACCUUCACGAUAAUCAUAUUAUUCACCUGGAUCUGAAACCCGCCAAUAUACUGCUCGACGAUAACAUGGAACCGAAAAUUGCUGAUUUCGGCCUAUCAAGAUGCUUUGAUGAAAAUCAAAGCCGGGAUAUUACCAAAACUAUAUUAGGAACAAUAGGAUAUUUGGCACCAGAAAUUCGCGAAGGAGGUGUAAUCGCACGCAGCGCUGACUUGUAUAGUGUUGGUGUCAUUAUGCUGGAAAUACUGACCGGGCAGAAGGGGUAUCAAGAUAUUGGGGAUGUACUUGAAAGUUGGAGUGAUAGAUUGGAGAGAUCACAACGAGACACACUAUGCGAGCAAAUACGAGUAUGCUACGAGAUAGCUUUAGAGUGCAGGGAAUUCAAUCCAAAGAUGAGACCACCUAGUGCACGAGAUAUAAUUGACAGGCUACACACAAUGGAAAGUAUCCAGGGCUGGUUUGAGAAAAUAUUUUACUUUUCUACCGAGCCGGCUCAACUACCAGGCUCGGCGUACGGUCUGGUCGAGACGAAACCACCACUUCCCGUUAAAGUCGGCCAGUGUGGCGCGGCGACGAAGAUGGCGUCGAUCUACGACAUGGUGGAGCCGAUGUCGUAUCUGUGCGUGAGCGUGGUGAAGGCGCGGGACCUGCCCACCAUGGACAUCACCGGCGCGCUGGACCCGUACGUAGAGGUGAAGCUGGGAAACUUCAAGAGCGUGACGCGGCACCUAGAGAAGAACGCCAACCCGGUGUGGCGACAAAUGUUCACCUUCUCUGCCGCCCACCUGCAGUCCAACCAGCUUGAGGUUAUCGUCAGGCACAAGGACGUUCUUCGUGCCGACUUUGUUGGCCGCGUCGUCUUCGACAUGUCCGACAUCCCCAGCCGCCUGCCGCCCGACAGCCAGUUGGCCCCGCAAUGGUACAGCCUUUCCGAUGCCCACGGCGAGAGGUUCCCCCAUGGCAAUAGCCUCGGCGAGAUUAUGCUCGCCGACGAGGCGUUCCCGGAGGCGUGGCACUCGGACGCGCACUCGCUCUCGCGGGAGGGCCUCACCAACACGCGCUCCAAGGUGUACUACUCGCCCAAGCUCAUCUACCUCAAGGUCUCCGUCAUCGCGGCGCAGGACCUCAUCGCCGCCGACAAGGGCCGGCCGCUCGCGCCGACCAUCGCCAAGAUCCAGAUUGGCAACCAGAUAAGGAGGACACGGCCGGGGCAACCGCAGGGGUCGGCGAACCCGGCAUGGAACGAGGAGUUCAUGUUCGUGGUCAGCGAGCCAUUUGAGGACCCCCUGGUUGUGACGGUGGAGGAGAAGGUUGUCGCCGGGAGGGACGAGCCCAUCGGCCGUGUUAUCAUCCCCGUGGCGUCCCCGUAUGUGCCGCGCAACGACCUGGUCAAGUCGGUGCCGUCAAAAUGGUUCACCCUAUUGCGCCGCAUGACGGUGGAUGAGGCAGCGGCGGACGUCACGACGGGGAUCAAGCACCGAGAGCACUCCAAGACGUUCACCAGCAAGAUCCAGCUCAGGAUGAGCCUGGAGACGGCGUACCACGUGCUGGACGAGUCAACGUGCUACAUCAGCGACCUGCAUCCAGCGGCGAAACUCCGCAGGAGCGCCAUUGGCAUCCUGGAGGUGGAAAUCCUGGGCGCACGUGACCUGGCCGCGGGCGUGGAGAACCCGUACGUCGUCGCCAAGUACGGCAAGAAGUGGGUGCGCACGCGCACGCUCAACACCACGGCGCCGCAGUGGAAUGAGCAGUACACCUGGGAUGUGUUCGACCUCAGCACCGUCAUCACCAUCGCCGUCUGCAACGACUACCACGGCGAUGCCAAUGACCAGAGGAUCGGCAAGGUGCGCGUUCGCCUCGCCACCCUCGAGACCGACCGCAAGUACACCCAGUGCUACGCGCUCAUGUUGCUGAGCCCGUCGGGGCUGAAGAAGACGGGGGAGCUCCAUCUUGCCGUCCGCUUCACCUGCAAGUCAUGGACCAAAAUGCUGGCCAUGUACGGGAAACCGCUCCUUCCCAAGAUGCACCACACCAACCCCAUCUCCGUGCCGCAGCUCGACUACCUCCGGUUCCAGGCGAUUCAGAUGGUGGCGACGCGGCUGGGCAGGUCGGAGCCGCCGCUGCACCGGGAGGUGGUGGAGUACAUGCUGGACGUGGACUCGCACAUGUUCAGCCUGCGCCGGAGCAAGGCCAACUUCUACCGCAUCACGUCGCUCUUCUCCGGCGUGGUCGCCGUCGGCAAGUGGUUCGACGGCAUCUGCAAGUGGAAGAACCCACUGACGACGAUUUUGGUGCACGUGGUGUUCCUGAAGCUGGUGUGCUACCCGGAGUUGAUCUUACCCGUCGUGUUCUUGUGCAUGAUCAUUAUCGGGGCGAGGAACUACUUCAGGCGGCCACAGGGGCCUCCACACAUAGACAUGAUGCUGUCACGCGUGGAGCUCGCGCACCCCAACGAGAUGGGCGUGGAGCUCGAUACAAUGUUGCGGUGGUACAAGGAUGUGUCACACCCCGACGAGCUGGACGAGGAAUUCGACACGUUCCCGACGUCCAAGCCCUCAGACACCGUGAGACGGAGAUACGACCGGCUGCGUGGCCUGGCUGGGAUGGUGCAGACGGUUGUCGGCAACCUGGCUGCGCAGGGGGAGCGCGCACAGUCACUGCUAAGCUGGCGCGACCCCAGAUUGACGCCCGUCUUCAUUGCGCUCUCGCUGGUGAUGCCCGUCGUACUGUACUUGAUUCCAUUCCGGGUGUUGACCAUGGUGGUGGGGUGGUACUUCCUCCGGCCGCCAUGGUUCCGAGGCCGGACCAACCUGCUCCUCAACUUGUACAGUCGUCUGCCUUCCAAGGAUGACGUUAUGCUAUAAGGGUUUUUGUUUCCUGCAAUGAGCGUGAUGCUAUAAGGUUGAUCCGUUGAUGGAUACAACAUGCAGGAGUUAUUCUCUUUCUUUCUUCGUUUUGGUUGACUGUAUAUGUGUCCUUUUUUAUAUAUGACUUCUCCGGAUUCCAUAGGACAUUAAUAUUCACUUCGUUGUACUAUGAUGCUGAAAUUGUGUUGAUCUCACAUUAUCCUAAUAUGCAUUCCUUUUUGUCGAGCAAUUUUGAAUGACAAACAUUGC